UUUGGCACGCCAUUAACAUUGAGAUGAGGUGCACGAACGUCUGGAUAGUGGCCCUGUUGGCGUGUGUUGGGGUUUCGCAGGCGGCCAACAUUCUCUUCAUGUCCGGAGUUCCCUCGCCAAGUCACUAUAUAUGGCUGCGACCAUUGAUCAACGAGAUGGGCAGACGGGGUCACAACGUUACCGUGCUUAGUGCCGAUAUAGAAAAGCAUCCGCCGGCGAAUGUAACUUACGUUCAUCUGGAAAACUUCUACAGCCAUAUGUACAACACUUCGAUGAAGCAAAAACUUGAUUUCUUCAAUAUGGCCAACGAAAGUCCUGUAAAGAUGUUGAAUCUGUUAGACGAGUUCGGUCUGGAUCUGUGUGAAGCAGCCCUCAAAUCGGAGGGAAUGCACUCUGUGCUCGAUUACCCGAAGGACUUCAAAUUCCAUCUGUUUGUGAGUGACUUCAUGAUUGGACCGUGCAUCCCCUCGAUAAUACUGCACCGGUUCAAAGGUUUGCCAUACAUUCCGUCCUCUCCGUACAAUGCGCCAUCGACGGCAGCGGCCGUUCUAGGGGCCUACGCGUACUCCGGUCUCGUACCGAACCACGUGUACGAUGCACCGGAAGAGAUGAGCUUCCUGCAGCGCGUCAAGAACCUGUACUACGAUCUGUACGAGAUGAUCCUGCACGAGACGUUUCUACACCCGGAGGCGGACCGUAUACUGCGCAAGCUCUAUCCGGAUGCACCGAGCACGACGUCGUUCUACCGGAAUGUUCGACUGUCCUUAAUCAACGUUAAUCCCGUCAUCCAGUACAAGGAACCGAUGAUGCCGAACAUGAUAUCGGUUGGUGGACUGCAGAUCCAGAAACCGAAACCCUUGCCAGCGGAUCUACGGCAGGUGGUUGACGGAGCAACCAAUGGGUUUAUUCUGUUUUCCCUUGGUAGCAACGCCCGCAGCGAUCUGCUCGGUCCGGAGCGAAUCAUGAACAUAAUGACCGCGAUGGAGCGGUUGCCUCAGUAUCGGUUUUUGUGGAAGUUCGAAUCGGAUGAAUCGAAGCUACCGAUGGCAGUGCCGAAGAACGUGUACAUUCGUGCCUGGAUGCCCCAGAACGAUCUGCUCGCACAUCCAAACAUCAAACUGUUUAUCACUCACAGUGGGCUGCUGAGCACACAGGAGGCCAUCUGGAACGGGGUGCCAAUCAUCGGGUUUCCCGUGUUUGCCGAUCAGUUCCGGAAUAUCAACUACUGCGUCGAUGCCGGCAUCGGAAAGCGGCUCUCAAUACAAAACUUUCAGGCGGCACAACUAGUAGCGGCCAUCAAGGAGGUCUUGGGCGAGCCCAAGUAUGCCAAGCGGAUGGCCCACGUUUCACAUCUUUUCCGCGAUCAACCGGAAAGUCCGCUCGAACGGGCAGCAUGGUGGUGCGAGUGGGUUCUGCGAAAUCCGGACUCGGAUUUGCUGCAAUCGCGUGCCGUCCAUAUGAGUUGGUUCAGAAAGUAUUCCUACGACGUGAUCUUGUUUGUGCUCGCGGUAGUUUUGCUACUCACGAUUGCCGUCUGGAAGGUGGCUGCUAUUGUUAGUAAACUGCAGGUCGGACGGAGCGCGAAAUCAAAAGGUGAUUAAUGAGUCACACACCAUAUUAGGAGUAUACACAUAGCAUGUAGAUACUGAAGAGUACAAGAUCUGCAGGACGCAAUCGCAUAGGAUUAAUGACAAUAAAAGAAACAUUCCCUGUUACACGCUUGCAGCUGUUUACAGAAUCACAUAAUCCAACGCGUUGGAAGACAUAUUACCUCGUGUACAGGUAGAAGGAC
This is a messenger RNA of Anopheles darlingi, 1792 nucleotides long. RefSeq names its product UDP-glucosyltransferase 2-like. NCBI's taxonomy places the organism in Eukaryota, Metazoa, Arthropoda, Insecta, Diptera, Culicidae. Bases 24 to 1601 code for a protein of 525 amino acids. The record is from RefSeq and is a predicted model, not a curated record. Gene Ontology annotation, molecular function: UDP-glycosyltransferase activity. The transcript is spliced from 2 exons.